Macrosteles quadrilineatus (aster leafhopper) is the source of this 615-nucleotide messenger RNA. RefSeq lists its product as uncharacterized. Lineage: Eukaryota; Metazoa; Arthropoda; Insecta; Hemiptera; Cicadellidae. Bases 1 to 423 code for a protein of 140 amino acids. Gene Ontology annotation, biological process: transmembrane transport. The transcript is spliced from 5 exons. The record is from RefSeq and is a predicted model, not a curated record. Gene Ontology annotation, molecular function: ATP hydrolysis activity; ATPase-coupled transmembrane transporter activity; ATP binding.
AUGGCACACAAGGAUAAUAACGUCGAUAAAUCUUACCGUGUCUGGGGGCCAGAAACAGAGGAUAGCUAUCGCCCGCGCUCUACUGAAAAUCCCAUCCAUCCUCAUACUAGACGAGGCUACCAGGUGUACGAGGCUGCUGGGCUGGCCAAUGCUGACAGUUUUAUCCGACAGUUCCCUGAUGGCUACAGUACCAUUCUGGGGGAGAGAGGAGUUACCGUGUCUGGGGGCCAGAAACAGAGGAUAGCUAUCGCCCGCGCUCUACUGAAAAUCCCAUCCAUCCUCAUACUAGACGAGGCUACCAGGUGUACGAGGCUGCUGGGCUGGCCAAUGCUGACAGUUUUAUCCGACAGUUCCCUGAUGGCUACAGUACCAUUCUGGGGGAGAGAGGAGUUACCGUGUCUGGGGGCCAGAAACAGAGGAUAGCUAUCGCCCGUGCUCUACUGAAAAUCCCAUCCAUCCUCAUACUAGACGAGGCUACCAGGUGUACGUCGCUGCUGGGCUGGCCAAUGCUGACAGUUUUAUCCGACAGUUCCCUGAUGGCUACAGUACCAUUCUGGGGGAGAGAGGAGUUACCGUGUCUGGGGGCCAGAAACAGAGGAUAGCUAUCGCCCGCGC